Messenger RNA from Staurois parvus, 414 nucleotides. NCBI's taxonomy places the organism in Eukaryota, Metazoa, Chordata, Amphibia, Anura, Ranidae. The record is from the annotation of a GenBank genome assembly.
AUGGAAAAAUCACCAGAACAUAUCGCCCUCAGCGAGUACAGCAUCGCAGACAUAUCUUCUUCUGAAUCCAAGGACCUGGUCACCAGCAGGACUGAAAGCACCUUGUACAGUUCAUCAAGAAGCGAGUCUUUGUGGAACACCGUACACCGAAGUGCCUGGGACACUUACCAAAAACCAAUCAUUAUUAUGUCCAUUGGGGGAUCGGUCUUCCUUUUGGGGAUCAUAAUGACCACAAUGAACUUUGUCUAUUCAUAUGCGCCAGUCUCCAAGAACUUUGGACCUGUGGCUCUCUCCAUUGGACUGAUGGUUUUAGUUGUUGGUUUGGUAUGGGUGCCCAUCAUCAGGAAGAAAAGGAAACAAAGGUCAGCUUCACGGCUUUUCAACAAUUCACGUCAGUUUUUCUUUCACUUUUGA